This is a messenger RNA of Racocetra persica, 1488 nucleotides long. Lineage: Eukaryota; Fungi; Glomeromycota; Glomeromycetes; Diversisporales; Gigasporaceae. The record is from the annotation of a GenBank genome assembly.
GAUAAUCAUGAAUAUACAAGACAUCCGGCGUUCGCCCUUGCUGAGCCAAUUAGCUUGGCUUCAGACUACUUGCCCUACAUAGAAGAAGGAGUAUGGUGUCUUAUGGAUAACAUGUCUCCGAACAUCAAAACCGAACUUGCGGUCAAACAACUACAGACACAAGCUGUAAUUAUUUUCUCCGAAGAAUAUAUUGAACGUGCACAAGAAGCUCGUUCCAUUGUUUCAUGCGGCUUUUUGCAAAAUGAUGACAAACAAGCUCCACAUGACGAUCAGAAUGAUAUUCCCAACGAUCAGAAUGCUAUUCCCAAUGAUCAGAAUGCUAUUCCCAAUAAUCAGAAUGCUAUUCCCAAUGAUCAAAAUAAUAUUUCUGAUGAUCAGAAUGAUAUUUCCGACGAUGUUGCUUUAGCUAAGGAUGUUAUUCUAAAAAGGAGACCAUCCGAAAGUAGUGAGUCAGAAAAUGACGAAGAAGGCAAUAUAUCUCCAUGCGAAUUGGCAAGUAUGAGGGUCGAAGAUCGCCAUCGACUAUUAUACAAAGAUAAAGAUUACACUGAUGAUGAAGCUGAUGAAAAUUCUGAUGAAGAGCAAAGGAAAGAAAUCGAUGAAAGUUUUAAUUCGAUGGAUAAAAAUAAAAUGUGGAAGUUAUCAUCUGGCCGUUAUGUAGAAGUGGAAUUAUAUGAGUUAGGAAAGAAGUUAGAUUACGAACAUGCGAUACAUUCUUUUAUAUUGGAUGUUGAAGAUGAUAUUGUGUUGAAUCAUUUUUACGAAGAGGAGAUAGAGGAAAUAGAUCAGGUAUCGGGUCCUGCCAUUCCUGAGUUGUCUGAAAACACCGAUUUGCAUGAAAUUAGGAAAAUACUUAAAGAAAUUACCUUUGAUGACCAAUAUAAUAUUAAAAAUGAUCAUAACGUUGAUUAUAUCAUUUUUGCUAUACACGAAAUAGAAAGUGGAAAAUUAUGUGACAACAACCUCGAAUCAUGGUUUAAUGUUCACAUUUGGAAUUUAGUAUUUGAUCAAGCGUUUGGAAACGUGAAAAUUAUUUCCGUUGGGGAAAGUUCGGGAAUUGCCAGCUCAAUCCGUAAAAAUAAAAAUAGAAUGAUGGGUACAAAUCGUAGAAUGGGUCGUAGAGGCGAUUGGAUUUUAAGAUUAACUGGUAAAGGCGAUAAUAAUGAAUUUGGAGGUGGUGAAGCAGGACAUAGCUGGAAGGACAAAUAUGGUACUAAGUUUUUAAAGGAAUCUAGCACAAAACUUCCCAAAAACUUAAAAGAUAUGAUUAUGAAGUUAAUGGAGAAGGUUAAAUGGAAUCCAGCCAAAUACAAUAAAAUCCAAACGGUUGGAAUUAUUCAUGCCGGGCUAAUAAUGGUAAUGCUUUAUCUCGACAACCCCAAGGGAUAUAUUUGCAGAAUUCGUCGCAGUGAAUUAAUGGAGGUACCGGACACACCAGAAAAGUUUCCAUCAAUUCUUAUUAUAUUAGCGUCUGUUCUUAAUUUAAAG